AUGGCCGCUCCUCCUGUCGUAGGGGCCAUAGCCCCCCCACGAUACUCUCUCGCCGACAGGAUCAAUCAUAUAUCUUCGGAUAGCGAUCAACUUGUCGACUUGAUUGACGAGCUAGAGCAGCAUGCUGAAGCAUCUGUUGGGUGGCGUUGGCAGGCCGUGCAGACUCAGAUACGCCAGGACAAUAUUUACAAGACAUACAAGGAUUUCCUCACCAGUGUUGGCAUUAUCACCGAUGGUCUCAGCGAUGAAGAAAAAGAGCUUGCUAUGUUUCCGUCUAACAAAGAUGAAUUUAUCAAGCGCAUGAGACUCUACAUCAUCUUCAUUGCCAAGUUUGGCCAAGGUCGUCGUCGAGGAACCAAGAUCAGCUAUGGUAGCCUCACCAGUCAUCGAUUAGGACUCGUCUUUUGGCAUAAGAGAGUCCAUACCAAAUAUGGGAUUGCUACCUCCCUUACUCACGCCCAACUCUGGCAUGCAAUCACCGAAGCCAUGCGCUAUGCGGCAACAAAAUUCGGGCUUACCUCGAACGCAUCUAUUUCAUUCACCAAAGUUGGCUUGCCCGAACUGCGUCAACUGAUCGACUAUGACACCCUCAAUGCGGCAUCUAUUGAGGUCUCCGAAGGCCAUCAUUUGGCAUGGUGCAUAGCCAGGGUCUGUGCCGUUCGCCCAGGAUCAAUCGGCAUCUCUGGCCAAAGAAAGAUUAACACAAACAACCUACCCUUUCUCACCUGGGGUGACAUUGAGAUUACUCGCUCCGAGCUGGCGAGGUUUCAAGCUCGCAUCAUCUUCAGAAACCUCAAAACCAACUAUCACGAUCAUGAGAAUGCAUCCCGGAAUCCGAUCGUCCUAGCCAGUAAGCCCCGUGGCUUAGAAUUGAGUGACGAAGCAGUUACAGUCUCGGCGUUGGGUGGUUACCUCAAACUCCGUGGGUCAAAGAUCGGUUACCCAGGGACGCUCAAUUUCUACUCGAUCCGUCGUCGGGCAGCCAACGAUCUCACUCGUGAGAUUGGCCGAGAUGCCGCACGAUCUAUCAUGAACCAUGAUGCCGAGUCCCGAGUGCUGGAAAAGUAUUACCUGUCAGUUGGCGAGUCUAUGGAUCUUUCCAGAGUCACUUUGGAUGAGGACACCAGCAAUCUCGGCGUCGAAGGCCACUCCGAGCAGAUUGAUCACGAACAAUCCCUGGCGACUCAUGUUCUGUCGAGCCAGAAGGCUCGCGAGAUCCACGGACCAGCAGUCAAUGCGUUGAUGGUCAAGUUGAUGGCAGCUGACCCUGGAUUCCCGCAUACUGCAACAUCAGCUCAAUUGAAGAAUUAUAAACGCCGCAUCCGCAGGGUAGCACUCGAGACUCUGCUCAACGAAGAGACUCAGAAGCAGCGUCAACAGAUGACAACAUUGGACUUCAACCAGCGACUGCAGCAUUUGAAUGAUUCUAAGAUCAUGGAUCUCAUUCUAGAAAAGGGCCGAGCUCACCUGGCGGUUGCUACCAGCGCUGGUGAUACUGAUGAAGAGGAGAGUGAUGCAGCUAUCGACGAUGAGACGCAACAGAUCAUUCAUAACCUCGAAGAGAAUCCCGAGGAAGAUUUGGAGUUACAGAUCAACGAUGCGAAUCAGUCAACGGAGAUCCAUCGAGAGCUUGAUGAGAACGACGUGGACGGUGACAAUGGCGUCGAUAUCGAUAUCGAGAUCAGCUAUGAAACUGCAGUGCGAGCUUUCAUGCAGGCCAUGCUGGACAAUACGUUGAGCCGACACCACGAUUUCAAGAACAAUCCGGUUCCUUGCCCUCUAUGUCAAGAAGAUGACACUAUCACUGACCCCAAAGUGAAGAACAAGCUUUGGAGCGUUCAAAUCAAGCUGAAUGACCACAUGAAGACAACAUUCCAUACCCCACGGGCAAGAUGGGUCCGUCGCGCUAAACUGGACUUCGACGCCAGUAGUGAGGCUGAGGUCAGGUGCCCCUACUAUGAGCAGGGUGGCACCAAUCGGUCUUUCGCUGAAGUAUGGUCACUGGUACGACAUAUCGAGAACGACAAUGACCCUAGCCACCGACAACGUGCACAGGAAGAUGGAUGGUUCGGCGACAAUUGGGAUAGCCAUCCCGAGGAAAAGUCCAAGUCUUAUCGCCAGACGAAGGACAAUGAAUUCCGAAUGAAAGUGGCAUUUACCGGUAUUAAGUACUCUGAUGAAAAGGAGCUUCCUGCUCCCAUUCCGCAUGAGAGUUACCCGGGUCUUGUCCGAGGACCUGGGCAAUUGCCAAGGAUUGAUAGACCUGGUCUUGUAUGGUCUGAUGGUCCCCCCACUAUCCCGCGUCCACUGCCAGCCGGGAUGGAGAAUCUUUUCAUCACUACGAGCGGACCACCUCUUCACCCUACUCCCAUUCCACAUCGGCUCCGUAACCAUGUUAUCAUGGUGAACCCACUCAUAGGGAAGCCAACGGGGCCGGUAGAGACAACAGAGCCGGCUGAGCCAACGGAGCCGGCUGAGCCAAUGGACACGGUAGAGCCAACGGAGCCGGCCGUUGAGAAGAAACGACAGGGCGAUGAGAUCGAUACACCUGCUACGAAAAGACACCGGGAGGGUUGA
Molecule: messenger RNA, 2577 nt
Organism: Fusarium pseudograminearum CS3096
Lineage: Eukaryota; Fungi; Ascomycota; Sordariomycetes; Hypocreales; Nectriaceae
Exons: 4
Coding region: 1-2577 (858 amino acids)
Source: RefSeq, a predicted model, not a curated record